This is a messenger RNA of Lipotes vexillifer (Yangtze River dolphin), 1959 nucleotides long. The record is from RefSeq and is a predicted model, not a curated record. Lineage: Eukaryota; Metazoa; Chordata; Mammalia; Artiodactyla; Lipotidae.
AUGAAGUCUAAGACCAACUGGGCCCAGAACCCAAGUUGUAGCAUAAUGGUAUUUCGUCCAACCAAAGAAGAGUUUAAUGAUUUCAAUAAAUACAUUGCUUAUAUGGAAUCCCAAGGUGCACACCGAGCAGGCCUGGCUAAGAUAAUUCCACCGAAGGACUGGAAAGCCAGAGAGACCUAUGAUGACAUCGAUGACAUCUUAAUAGCCGCUCCCCUCCAGCAGGUGAUUUCUGGGCAGGCAGGUGUGUUUACUCAGCACCACAAAAAGAAGAAAGCCAUGACUGUGAGCGAGUAUCGUCGCUUAGCAAACAGUGAAAAACACCAGGCUCCAUUCUACUCUGAUUUUGAGGACCUGGAGCGACAAUAUUGGAAAACACGCCCCUAUGGUUCACCAGUAUACGGUGCAGACAUCAGUGGCUCCUUAUUCGAUGAAAACACGAAGCAGUGGAACCUUGGACACCUGGGAACCAUUCAGGACCUGCUGGAACAGGAGUGCGGAGUGGUCAUCGAGGGCGUCAACACCCCCUACCUCUACUUCGGCAUGUGGAAGACCACCUUCGCCUGGCACACGGAGGACAUGGACCUUUACAGCAUCAACUACCUGCACUUCGGGGAGCCCAAGACUUGGUACGCGGUGCCCCCGGAGCACGGCCGGCGCCUGGAACGCCUGGCCACGGAGCUUUUCCCGGGCAGCUCGCGGGGCUGUGAGGCCUUCCUGCGGCACAAGGUGGCUCUCAUCUCGCCCACGGUCCUCAAGGACAACGGCAUCCCCUUCGGUCGGGUCACUCAGGAGGCUGGAGAGUUCAUAGUGACGUUUCCCUAUGGCUACCACUCUGGCUUCAACCACGGUUUCAACUGCGCGGAAGCCAUCAAUUUCGCCUCCCCGCGCUGGAUCGAUUAUGGCAAAGUGGCGUCGCAGUGCAGCUGCGGGGAGGCCCGGGUCGCCUUCUCCAUGGACGCCUUCGUGCGCAUCCUGCAACCGGAGCGCUACGAGCUGUGGAAACGCGGGCAGGACCGGACCGUGGUGGACCACACGCAGCCCACGGAGCCCAGCAGCCAGUUCCUGAACGCCUGGAGGGAGGUCCGCGCGCCUGUGGGACCCGCGCUCCGCCGGAGGCACUGUCCAACCCGCAGCGCCUUGCACCGCCGUCCGCCCAUGGCCGCCUGCCAGGGGACCCGCUGUCGAGCCCCUGUGGAUCCUGCGUCCCCGCCCCUCUCGCCGGCCCCGGGUUCUUGCUCUGCUACCCAGUUCGGGGCUGCGGCUGCCUACAGCUCCGCGGAGCCCGGCCUGACUCCGCCGCUGACCGCAGGUCCAUCUGCUGCGGAUCUCAACCUACCUGGCCCAUACGGCCCUCAUCGUCGUCCUCGGGAAGAGGGGACUCAGGAUCCGACUGUCCGGGCCCGGACUAAGAGGCGCCUCUCAGACACAGUGCACCCAUCUGUGGACUUCGAAGCUCAGCUCCCGUUUGCUGGCGAUCCCUUGAUGGACAACCCUGCAUUGCUGAGACCAUGGCUGCAGCAUCCUUCUAAGCCUUCCGGGUGCUGUUGGGCCCCUGAUCUUCAACCCUUGGGUCCUCCAUUGGAUCCCGAAAAUCCGAUGCACCCUGACCCCUGCCUGCCAUCUCUGGAGGGUAUUACAUCCAGUGUCCUUGACAGUCUCCCUUUGAUUCCUCCCUACGUCCCUGGGACUGUGAGAGUGUUUCCCAGGGACGAUGCUGGGAGUUGCAGGGCCCCCGUGAGCUCCUGUGAGGGUUUAAGUGUGGCCCACGCUUAUGCCUCUAAGAGUCUGGUCCCAGCCGCAGAGACCAGUCUCCCGCACACCCUUGACUGUGAUCCCGUGUGGCCAAAGCUGGAGGCACCUGCAUCUCUUGAGUCCUGCGAGGAAUUCCUCACCAAUGCGUGGUAUUCAAUCUGUGAGCCCAUGACUGCUGAAGAAUUUGCUAAAUGUGACUUUAUCUGA